AUGGGGCGCUGCUCCAGCUUUUUACAGAAAUAUAUUUUUUUCCAAAAUCAAAUUGGCGUGCUGGAGGCAGUUCUGGUUCCUUCAGAUGAAGCCAAUGAGAAGAGGACAUGCUCCAAUGUGGUAUUGUACUUAUUGGCUAAUCCAGUUAUAACAAGAUCGUUGAUGAGAUCUGGUGAGUAUCUUCCGAGCGAUGAGUACAACCAGAGGUUGUAUUUUGCUUGGUCGUAACAGCAACUUCCUUGAAAAAAGAUUCCGUUCCCUUUACCGUAAUAUCUGAAGCCCUGUCGAAGGAAAUGCGGAUGAUAUUCAAGCUGUAA
Messenger RNA from Bursaphelenchus xylophilus (pine wood nematode), 317 nucleotides. The record is from the annotation of a GenBank genome assembly. NCBI's taxonomy places the organism in Eukaryota, Metazoa, Nematoda, Chromadorea, Rhabditida, Aphelenchoididae.